AUGAACUUGAACUGGCACUUCCUGUACAGCCCACUGGGAGUGCUGAGGCUGCUGCAACUUCUGGUUGGGGCCACCAUCAUCAUCCUCACCGCCAUGAGCGGGUUCCAGGGCCUCGUGUACUUCGCACUCUUCAUGUCUACAUUCUUCUGCCUGACGACCCUGAUCCUCUUCUUCAUCACGUUGCUUGACAAAUACAGGGUGGGGGUCAACGUGAUUCAUGACCUGCUGGCGACUGUGCUGUACAUCGCCUUGAUGGGCAUCAUGAUCGACCAGACACUGUACCAUAGUUACUGCAACAUCGAGGAUUACCGGCUGCCCUGCGCCUACAAUGUCUUUCUUAGGGCCGCUGUCUGCUGCAGAUUCUGCCUUGUUCUCUACUUCUUCUCGACAUGCUACCAAUGA
This is a messenger RNA of Chrysochloris asiatica (Cape golden mole), 402 nucleotides long. RefSeq names its product MARVEL domain-containing protein 1-like. Lineage: Eukaryota; Metazoa; Chordata; Mammalia; Afrosoricida; Chrysochloridae. The transcript has a single exon. The coding region runs from base 1 to 402 and encodes 133 amino acids. The record is from RefSeq and is a predicted model, not a curated record. Gene Ontology annotation, cellular component: membrane.